Messenger RNA from Clonostachys rhizophaga, 561 nucleotides. The record is from the annotation of a GenBank genome assembly. Lineage: Eukaryota; Fungi; Ascomycota; Sordariomycetes; Hypocreales; Bionectriaceae.
AUGGACCCUUUGAAGCCCUCCCAGGAUACGCCAGCUGCCGCUCGGCCCGGGCCUGCUCGCCGUCUGGCGUCGAGCUCCAGGCAAAUGGACGACAUCAACCCCGAAGUUCUGGUCAACUACCUCUAUCAACAGCAAGAUUCGAAAUUUUGGAUAAGCAGUGGCGCGGGGGAGAAGGAAGGUGUUGUCUUACGGAAAAAAGGAGGCCAGUAUCUUGUAUGCCCUCCACAGCUAACAGGAUCCCCGUUCGCCAAGGCUGCCGCCGCUCUUCAAGUCGAGUGCGUUAUGACGGUGAACUCGCGUAUCAUAAGAACCUUCUUGCAGUGGUUCACCGGACUAGAAGUGCCUUUGGACAACGGCUGUCGAGCCCAAGUUCUUCCCACUAUUGAAGAUAUCGCCCACGCCAAGAGGCAAAAUUUCGCUGCCUUCGUGGCAUCAGAGGGUCUUCUGGUUGUUUGGGAUAAUGAUGCAUUGCAUAUCAUAUCGCGCGCUUCUAACAUUGAAUCACAGCUCAGGGAUAUUAUUUGGAAAUCCGAUGGCAAUGAAGAUGAGGCAGACGAGUAA